This is a messenger RNA of Ochotona curzoniae (black-lipped pika), 1105 nucleotides long. It is a transcript of the gene DLX3, whose product is annotated as distal-less homeobox 3. Gene Ontology annotation, molecular function: RNA polymerase II cis-regulatory region sequence-specific DNA binding; DNA-binding transcription factor activity, RNA polymerase II-specific. Gene Ontology annotation, biological process: epithelial cell differentiation; regulation of transcription by RNA polymerase II; embryo development. The coding region runs from base 233 to 1105 and encodes 290 amino acids. The record is from RefSeq and is a predicted model, not a curated record. The transcript is spliced from 3 exons. NCBI's taxonomy places the organism in Eukaryota, Metazoa, Chordata, Mammalia, Lagomorpha, Ochotonidae.
UGACUGUGGCUUGGGACGCGGAGGACAAGGCACGCGGCGACCGCACCCCCACACGGCUGGCGAUGAUCUGAGCGCCCCUCGGCCGCCCCCUCCCCCAGACGCAGACCGAGCCCUCCCCUCGCGUUCCGGACCCACAGGGGCGCGCACAACACCCCCACUUGCCUUGUCUCGGCCGCCUCCCGGGCGCUCCCCGGUCGAGGCCAGCCCGCGCCAAAGGUCGGCGCCCGCCAGGAUGAGUGGCUCUUUCGAUCGCAAACUCAGCAGCAUCCUCACCGACAUCUCCAGCUCGCUGAGCUGCCAUGCGGGCUCCAAGGACUCGCCCACGCUACCCGAGUCUUCGGUCACGGACCUGGGUUACUACAGCGCUCCCCAGCACGACUACUACGCGGGCCAGCCCUACGGCCAGACCGUGAACCCUUACACCUACCACCACCAGUUCAACCUCAACGGGCUCGCCGGCACGGGCGCCUAUUCGCCCAAGUCGGAAUAUACCUACGGGGCGUCCUACCGUCAGUAUGGAGCCUACCGGGAGCAGCCGCUGCCGGCGGCGCAGGACCCAGUGUCGGUGAAGGAGGAGCCGGAAACCGAGGUGCGCAUGGUGAACGGCAAGCCCAAGAAGGUCCGAAAGCCGCGCACCAUCUACUCCAGCUACCAGCUAGCCGCCCUGCAGCGCCGCUUUCAGAAGGCCCAGUACCUGGCGCUGCCGGAGCGCGCCGAGCUGGCCGCACAGCUGGGCCUCACGCAGACGCAGGUGAAAAUCUGGUUCCAGAACCGCCGGUCCAAAUUCAAGAAGCUCUACAAGAACGGGGAGGUGCCCUUGGAGCACAGUCCCAACAACAGCGAUUCCAUGGCUUGCAACUCACCGCCGUCACCUGCCCUCUGGGACACGUCCUCCCACGCCACUCCGGCCCCUGCCCGCACUCAGCUGCCCCCGCCACUUCCGUACAGCGCCUCCCCCAGCUACCUGGACGACCCCACCAACUCGUGGUACCACACGCAGAAUCUGAGCGGACCCCACUUACAGCAGCAGCAGCAGCCCCCUCAGCCGGCCACCCUGCAUCACGCCUCCCCCGGGCCCCCACCCAAUCCUGGGGCUGUGUACUGA